This is a messenger RNA of Diabrotica virgifera virgifera (western corn rootworm), 2365 nucleotides long. It is a transcript of the gene SK, whose product is annotated as small conductance calcium-activated potassium channel protein. The transcript is spliced from 11 exons. The record is from RefSeq and is a predicted model, not a curated record. Gene Ontology annotation, biological process: potassium ion transmembrane transport. Gene Ontology annotation, molecular function: small conductance calcium-activated potassium channel activity; calmodulin binding. Gene Ontology annotation, cellular component: plasma membrane; neuron projection; neuronal cell body. NCBI's taxonomy places the organism in Eukaryota, Metazoa, Arthropoda, Insecta, Coleoptera, Chrysomelidae. The coding region runs from base 1 to 1722 and encodes 573 amino acids.
AUGAAUGUCCAUAAAACUCCAGGAGACGGCCUGAAUACCGAAAUACGGGCAUCAGGUACCUUGUAUGGUUUCGCCGAUCCGAUAUUCAUGUUCAGCGACUUCAAAAACCACCGAUUGCGCAAACCAGUAUCGACUAUCUCCAUCCCAGGUGCAGUGAAAAACUCGAGUCGGGAUUCUGGUGGAGGAAAGACACAGCAAGACGACCAAGGAAUGGCUCUAUCAGGACAUAUGGACUACCCCAGGUUUAUGGAGGAACGAGGAUUGGGUACCGGGUACAAAGGACCUUCUUCUGGGAGUUUAAAACACAAACCGAACGUUGGAUAUCGAUUAGGACGUCGUAAAGCACUGUUCGAAAAAAGAAAAAGAAUUAGUGAUUACGCCUUAGUGAUGGGAAUGUUCGGAAUUAUAGUUAUGGUCAUAGAAAAUGAACUGUCAAGUGCUGGUGUUUACCGAAAAGACGAAUUUUAUUCAAUUGCGCUCAAAACUUUGAUAUCUGUUUCAACUGUGAUUCUUCUGGGUCUCAUCGUGGCCUACCAUGCUUUAGAAGUACAGCUCUUUAUGAUAGAUAACUGUGCGGACGACUGGCGAAUUGCGAUGACGUGGCAAAGGAUAUGCCAAAUUUCCAUGGAAUUAAUAAUAUGUGCCGUGCAUCCGAUUCCGGGACAUUAUCUUUUUGUGUGGACGACAAAACUUGCCAACAAAAAUGGCGGUAUAGGAAGAAAGUGUGUUCCAUAUGAUGUGCCCUUGUCGUUACCGAUGUUCCUGAGGCUCUAUUUAAUUUGUCGAGUUAUGUUAUUGCACAGUAAAUUGUUUACGGACGCUUCGUCGCGGAGUAUAGGUGCGCUCAAUCGAAUUAAUUUUAAUACUAGAUUCGUUUUAAAGACUCUUAUGACUAUAUGUCCUGGUACGGUGCUUCUCGUCUUCAUGGUUUCCCUGUGGAUAAUAGCCAGUUGGACAUUAAGACAGUGUGAAAGAUUCCACGAUGAGGAACAUGCCAACCUUCUUAAUGCAAUGUGGCUUAUAGCUAUCACCUUCCUCAGUGUUGGUUUCGGGGAUAUUGUUCCUAACACCUACUGUGGUAGGGGCAUCGCAGUCAGCACUGGUAUUAUGGGCGCUGGUUGUACAGCCUUAUUAGUAGCAGUAGUAUCAAGAAAAUUAGAGUUAACUAGAGCGGAAAAACAUGUACAUAAUUUUAUGAUGGACACGCAGCUGACGAAACGGUUAAAAAAUGCAGCUGCGAAUGUCCUACGUGAAACCUGGUUGAUUUAUAAACAUACAAGGCUAGUGAAAAGAGUUAAUCCAGGUAGAGUUAGGACUCACCAAAGAAAAUUUUUACUUGCAAUUUAUGCGUUAAGAAAAGUAAAAAUGGACCAACGUAAAUUAAUGGAUAAUGCCAAUACUAUAACCGAUAUGGCCAAGACACAAAAUACUGUAUAUGAAAUAGUGUCAGACAUGAGCACAAGACAAGACAGCGUAGAAGAUAGAUUAACAACAAUGGAAGAAAAACUCAUAGCACUACAAGAACAACUAGAUUUACUACCUGAGUUAAUAACUACUAGAAUACAGACUCAACAAGAGAAAAUGGAACAAAGAAGGAACUUCCUUCAUCCAGAGUCUGCUGCUGGUCUGCAACAAGCUCGAAGUGUUCCACCUGCUUGUCCGUGGCCUGGUCCAGCAUCGAUCGGGAAAUCCUCCAUUCCACCUACCACUGGACAAAGUUGAGUUACUUGUGAAUGCAUCUAUAUUUACCGAAAUAUGAUUUUAACUGGGCAAAGUGGUUAUUUAAGCUUUUAGUACUUUAUGUUUAAAGAGAAAGUGUAGUUUGCACUUGUCACUACAGUCUAAAAAUGAAUGAAAUUAAAAAUGAUAAGAUGAUUUACAGAUUUUAGUAUACUAUCAAAUUGUCAAGUAGGAUAUCUUCCAAAAGAAACAGUACCAAAAUCUAGAGCGCUGAGGGAUCAUCCACAUAGGGUACCGUUGUCAUUUUUGGUUUAUUUGUCAUUAGUUAUCAUCUUGACUCUAAGUUACGGUUAAAAAAAUAGAAUAUUUUUAGUACAUACAGGAUUACUUUCAGUUAUAUAAAGUUCAAAUCAUAAAGAAAAUCCAGAAAAAUAUUAGAAACAAAUUAACAAAUCUGUAACACUAGCAGUGGUUAAAGUAGUUCUGUUUAGUCUCGUAAACGCACAAAUCGGAAAAAGUAUUAGAGGAAAACAUAUUAUAUAGUAAAUAAAAUAUUACUUAAUAUAUUAGUCCAGGGUAAUAAGGUUUUUUCCAUGACACUCGAACAGCCAGGGUACUGAAGCGUUUUUUCGACAGGUAAUACCUAUAAGAGCAAAUUGUAACAAUUUCCUGCGUAGGAUCUGGC